CUGGCCUUGUCCAACUGGUGUCCUCUGCAGGUUUUUAAACGCUGGGACGCAAACAGUGAAGCUACCAUGGCAAUGAGAAGGGCACUUCCCCACUCCAGAUGGGCGGAGAGGAGAUCCACUGUGGUCUAUGCUGUGAGGUCAGCCACAUUUGGUGCCUGGCGGAUGUUGACCUUGGGCGCAGAGUACAGUUCGUGGGCUCGCACCGACACAUCCAACAGACAGAGACGCACCGCCACGUUUGGGCCCGGUGAAAAUAACGACAGCCUGGAUGAGUCUGACGUGAGCACCGACGAAGGCGAACCACUAUACUACGACAGGAUUUAUGAACUUGAAGGGUCAUUCCAUAGCAAAAAUGUUCCAAAUAUCGUCGAUGCGCACGAGGCUUUCUCUGAGGACAUCGACGCGCCAUGGUCUCGGAGAAUGGCUCGCUUUGGAGAUGAUCUACCCACCCGCUAUGGAGGCGGAGGUCCGCCGGGCGCUGGAAGAGGGGGCGCCCGAGCGGGAGGUCCCCCAGGCGGCCAGAGGAUGUACAAGCAGUCGAUGGCUCAAAGAGCCAGGACAAUGGCUUUGUACAACCCCAAACAAACAAAACAGAAUUGCUUCACUGUCAAUCGGUCCUUGUUUAUUUUUAGCGAGGACAAUGUCAUAAGGAAGUAUGCUAAGAGAAUUACCGAAUGGCCUCCAUUUGAGUACAUGAUCCUUGCCACCAUCAUCGCCAACUGCAUCGUGUUGGCCCUGGAGCAACACCUCCCUGCGGCAGACAAGACUCCCAUGUCCGAGCGCCUGGACGACACAGAGCCCUACUUCAUUGGAAUAUUCUGUUUCGAGGCCGGCAUUAAGAUCAUCGCCCUGGGCUUCGUCUUUCACAAAGACUCCUACCUCCGCAACGGCUGGAAUGUAAUGGACUUUGUGGUUGUCCUCACUGGCCCCCUUUCUUCAAUAGGCUCCGAGUUCGACUUGAGGACCCUGCGAGCUGUGAGAGUGUUGAGACCCCUGAAGCUGGUAUCGGGUAUUCCCAGCUUGCAGGUGGUCUUGAAGUCCAUCAUGAAGGCCAUGGUUCCUCUGCUGCAGAUUGGCCUGCUGCUCUUCUUUGCCAUCGUCAUGUUUGCCAUCAUCGGUGUGGAGUUCUACAUGGGCAAGUUCCACACCACCUGCUUCAGUCUUGAGACAGGUGAGCAGGCAGCGGAGCACCCGUGUGGCACCGAGCGGCCCUCGCGGCUGUGUGACAACGGCACCGAGUGCAGGGCGUACUGGAGAGGGCCCAACUUCGGCAUCACCAACUUUGACAACAUCCUGUUUGCCAUCCUGACCGUCUUCCAGUGCAUCACCAUGGAGGGGUGGACGGACAUCCUGUACAAUGCCAACGAUUCGUCGGGGAACACGUGGAACUGGCUGUACUUCGUCCCGCUCAUCAUCAUCGGCUCCUUCUUCAUGCUCAAUCUGGUGCUGGGUGUCCUGUCAGGGGAGUUUGCCAAAGAGAGGGAGCGUGUGGAGAAGCGCCGGGAGUUCCUGAAGCUGCGGCGGCAGCAGCAGAUCGAGCGAGAGCUGACGGGCUACCUGGAGUGGAUCUGCAAAGCCGAGGAGGUGCUGCUGGCCGAAGAGGACCAGAACGCAGAAGAGAAGUCUGCUCUGGAUGUGUUAAAACGUGGCAAGGUGAAAAAGAGCAAGAAUGACCUGAUCCAUGCAGAGGAGGGAGACGACCACUUCACAGACAUCUCCUCCGUUGCCCCUCCGGGUUCUCCGUUUGCGCGGGCCAGCCUGAAGAGCAGUAAGAAUGACAGCUCCUCCUAUUUCCGCCGUAAGGAGAAGCGGCUGCGCUUCUUCAUCCGCCGGAUGGUCAAGGCCCAGAGCUUCUACUGGUUCGUGCUGUGUGUGGUGGGCCUCAACACGCUGUGUGUGGCCAUCGUCCAUUAUGACCAGCCAGAGGGACUCACCAAAGCACUCUAUCUGGCAGAGUUUGUGUUCUUGGGUCUGUUCCUGACGGAGAUGACACUGAAGAUGUACGGUCUCGGCCCCAGGAACUACUUCCACUCCUCGUUCAACUGUUUUGACUUUGGGGUGAUUCUGGGCAGCAUCCUGGAGGUGGUCUUUUCCGCUAUCCAUCCUGGAGCUUCGUUUGGCAUCAGUGUUCUCAGGGCCCUGCGCUUACUGCGCAUCUUCAAAGUCACAAAGUACUGGAACUCCCUGAGGAACCUUGUUGUGUCGCUGCUGAACUCCAUGAAGUCCAUCAUCAGUUUACUGUUCCUGCUCUUCCUCUUCAUCGUCGUCUUCGCUCUGCUGGGCAUGCAGCUCUUCGGUGGCCAGUUUAACUUUGAAGACGAAACACCAACAACAAACUUUGACAACUUUCCCUCUGCUAUCAUGACAGUCUUCCAGAUACUGACAGGAGAGGACUGGAAUGCGGUGAUGUAUCAUGGGAUUGAAUCCCAGGGGGGCGUCCAUGGCGGAAUGUUCUCCUCGGUCUACUUCAUCAUCCUCACUCUUUUCGGAAACUACACUCUGCUAAAUGUAUUCUUGGCCAUUGCUGUCGACAAUCUCGCUAAUGCGCAGGAACUCACAAAGGAUGAGGAACAGCAGGAGGAAGAAGCCAAUAAGAAGUUGGCCCUUCAGAAGGCCAUGGAGGUGAAGGAGGUCAGCCCCAUUUCAGCGGCCAACAUCUCCAUCGCAACUUUUGUAAAGCAAAAUCGGGGGGCGAUCUCUCGCAGCUCCUCCAUCUGCAGCGCUCAUUCACCGAGUUAUUUGUACUCCCCUACACGCUCCUACAUGAGGGAGCAGCGCUCGCUGAAGCUGUCGGUGUGGGAGCAGCGCACCACGCAGCUGCGGCGGCACAACCUGCGGGCGAGCAGCGAGGCGCUCUACAACGAGCUGGAGCCCGAGGAGCGCCGCCGCCUCUCCUCCGCCCUCCACCUGCGGCCCGACAUGAAGACGCACCACGACCGCCCCCUGCUGGUCGAGCCGGGGAACGCGGCCAACGGCGACGGCAGCGGCGGCAACGGGGCGGCGGACAAACCGACGAGGCCGGCGGCCGACGGAGAGGCUUUGCAGGACGAUCUCCUGCAGCAGCAGCAGUCGCACCCGCACAAGCACCACCGUCAUCGGGACCGCUCGGCCCACGAGAACGGCGAGGCCCAGGGGGAGGGUCGACCUGGCGGCGGCGGCGGCAACGGCAACGGCAACGGCAGGCACCACACCCACCACAGCCGCAGCCGGGAACGAGGGCGCGAGGGGAGGCUGGAGCACAGCCACAGCCAGGACGGAGGCCCUCACGGCGGGCACCGCCACCACCACCAGGGGGCUGGAUCCCCGGAGGACGAAGGGGGCGAGAGGGAGAGGGAGCACAGGCACCAUCACUCCCACCGGCAGUCCAGGGCCGAGGGCAACGGCGGGCUGUCCAACGGAGGCCGGGGCGAGAGGCGCAGCAGGGCGCACAAGGACGGAGAGAGGGAGGCCAACGGGGAGCGCAGGAGGCAUCAGCAGAGGCUACUGAGAGCCCAGUCCACGCUGGACGGAGACGAGGCCAGGGAGAAUGGAGACCGAGAGCGCUCCAAGGCACACAGAGACAGACACUCAGAUACAGAGGCCGACGGCUCGGUCACCAGCCCCUUGCAGUCUCCCUCGGAGCUGCUGCCCGUCGCAGAGAAACCCGAGGACGCGGACAACAUGAAGAACAACAACCGCAGCGGCCAAACCAGCAUCCACAUCCCCGUGACCAUCACAGCACCGCCCGGCGAGACCACCAUCAUUCCCAUGAAUAACCUGGACGGGGAGAGCCUCCUUCUGAACGAGGAGAAGAAGGAGCUAGAGGAGGAGGAGAUGGAGAACGGCCCCAAACAGAUCCUCCCUUACAGCUCCAUGUUUGUGUUUGGACAGACCAACCCGGUGAGGCGGCUGUGCCACUACGUGGUCAACCUGCGCUACUUUGAGAUGUGCAUCCUGCUGGUCAUCACGAUGAGCAGCAUCGCGCUGGCUGCUGAAGAUCCCGUCAUGGCCAACGCACCGCGGAACAACGUUCUGAAGUACUUAGAUUACGUCUUCACGGGCGUGUUCACCUUUGAAAUGGUGAUUAAGAUGAUCGACCUCGGGCUCCUGCUUCAUCCCGGCGCUUACUUCCGCGACCUCUGGAACAUUCUGGACUUCAUCGUGGUCAGCGGCGCUCUGGUGGCCUUUGCCUGCACAGGGACAAAAGGGAAGGACAUUAACACCAUCAAGUCCCUGAGGGUUCUGCGUGUGCUGCGACCGCUGAAGACCAUUAAACGGUUGCCCAAACUCAAGGCUGUGUUUGACUGUGUGGUGAACUCUCUGAAGAACGUGCUCAACAUCCUGAUCGUCUACAUCCUCUUCAUGUUCAUCUUCGCUGUCAUCGCCGUGCAGCUCUUCAAGGGCAAGUUCUUCUACUGCACCGACGAGUCCAAGACCCUGGAGAAGGACUGCAGGGGCAAGUUUUUGGAAUACGACCGGGACAAGGUGGAAGCCAAGGACCGAGAGUGGAGGAAGUACGACUUUCACUAUGACAACGUCCUCUGGGCUUUUCUCACACUCUUCACCGUGUCCACUGGAGAGGGAUGGCCAAUGGUCCUGAAGCACUCGGUAGAUGCCACCGAUGAGGACCAAGGCCCCAGCCCAGGCUUCCGCAUGGAGAUGUCCAUCUUCUACGUGGUCUACUUUGUAGUCUUCCCCUUCUUCUUCGUCAACAUCUUCGUGGCUUUGAUCAUCAUCACCUUCCAGGAGCAAGGGGACAAAGCCAUGUCCGACUGCAGUCUGGAGAAGAAUGAGAGGGCGUGUAUAGACUUUGCCAUCAACGCUAAGCCGCUAACGCGCUACAUGCCCCAGGACAAGCAGUCGUACCAGUACAAGCUGUGGAAGUUUGUGGUGUCCUCUCCCUUCGAGUACUCCAUCAUGACCUUGAUCGCCUUAAACACUAUUGUGCUGAUGAUGAAGUUCCAUGAUGCCCCGAAGCCUUACGAGGACAUGCUGCGGUACUUGAACAUCAUCUUCACCGCACUUUUCACCCUGGAGUGCAUCAUCAAGAUGGUCGCCUUUGGGCCACUGAACUACCUGAAGGAGGCCUGGAAUUUGUUUGACUUGAUCACAGUGCUGGGCAGCAUCACAGACAUACUGGUGACGGAGAUCAAGAACAAGCUGAUCAAUCUGAGUUUCCUGAGGCUCUUCAGGGCGGCACGCCUCAUCAAGCUGCUGCGGCAGGGCUACACCAUCCGCAUCCUGCUCUGGACCUUCGUGCAGUCCUUCAAGGCACUGCCAUAUGUCUGCCUCCUCAUCGCCAUGCUGUUCUUCAUCUAUGCCAUCAUCGGGAUGCAGGUGUUCGGAAACAUCCUGCUAAAUGAUGAAACAGCUAUCAACCGUCACAAUAACUUCCAGACCUUCUUCCAGGCCUUAAUACUUCUGUUCAGGAGUGCCACGGGGGAAGCGUGGCACGACAUCAUGCAGCACUGCCUGAGCGAGCGCGAGUGUGACCCCAACAGCGGCCACGCCGGGAAGGAGUGCGGCAGCGACUUCGCCUACUUCUACUUCGUCUCCUUCAUCUUCCUCUGCUCCUUUCUGAUGCUCAAUCUGUUUGUGGCCGUCAUCAUGGAUAACUUUGAGUACCUGACGCGAGACGCCUCCAUCCUGGGCCCUCACCACCUGGACGAGUUCAUCCGCGUCUGGGCCGAGUACGACCCGGCAGCCUGCGGGCGGAUAGUCUAUAAGGAUAUGUACAAUCUGUUGCGUGUAAUCUCUCCUCCCCUCGGCCUGGGGAAGAACUGUCCCAACAGAGUGGCCUACAAGCGUCUGGUCAGGAUGAACAUGCCCAUCGCCGAGGACAACACAGUGCACUUCACCUCCACCCUCAUGGCACUGAUCCGCACUGCCCUGGAAAUCAAACUGGCCUCAGGGGUUCUGGCACAGCGGCUGUGCGACGCUGACCUGAAGAGAGAGAUCAACCGCGUGUGGCCAAGUCUGCAAGCCAAGACCGUUGACCUGCUGGUGACCCCACCCAAACCGACGGAGCUGACAGUGGGGAAGGUGUACGCCGCUCUGAUGAUCUUUGACUACUACAAGCAGAACCGUGCCAAGAAGCUCCAGCAGCUGCAGCAGCAACAGCAGCCUGGAGUGGGAGUGGGCGUAGGAAUACCGGGGAAAGUGGGGGCUCUGUUCCGCCCCAUGCUGCCCUUAACCCAGAUUCAGGAGCAGACGCCACUAGUCACCAGUGCCAAAGCCCCUCCUGCAGCUCAGCCUGAUUCGCUGCCACAACCAGAGCCUCCGCCCACUACCUCCUUGACCAAUGGAGAGGCAGUCCAAACGCAGGGCAGUGCCAUGAAGAAGUCUCCGUCGGCGGAGACACCUCAGGAACGACAGCAGAGAAGCAGAAAGUCAGUAGAGCGUGGCCAAUCAGACGACACACAGACCUCAAGCAAAACUCAGGAAUCUGGUGCAGAAGAGCUGAGUGAUGAGUACACUUCCGAUAUGGAGCGUUUCUCCAUCCUGGAGGGGCCUGGCCGAGCCUCUUCCAUGCCCAGACUCAAUGCUGCUGAGUACCAGCAGCGGAGCCACCCUCGCCACACCACUGGACCUUACCUGCCACCCAUUCUGGACGCGAGCCCCAUGACCAUGAGGCGCUCGGCGUCCACGCUGUCCCCGCAGCGCCACCAGGAGGCCAGCCUGCGCGAGUACGGGCUCCAGAGGCCCUCGCAGGGCCAGGACAGGGCCCACCACCAUCACCACCACCACCACCACCACUGCCACAAGCGCAGGGAGCGCGAGAAGAAGCACAAGUCGCUGGAGAGGGACAGCACAGAGCAGACCACCUCUGCACGGGGUACAGCGGCAGAGGUGACGGGCGAGCACGUGAGCCGCGAGCGUGCACGGGACCGGGACCGAGGCCGCCCGCACGAGCGCAAGCAUCACUCGGUGUCGGGCGAGCCCAAGACGCGCUACUACUCGUGCGAGCGCUACGGCAACAGGGAGCAGGGCCAUGCUCACUCCGCUGGACCGAGUCGAUCCACAUCCCCUGGGGAACAACAUGAGACCUUACGCCUCAUACAGGCUGGCACUACUGCCAGGGGCAGCCCAGUCAUCGUGGCAUCAAGCACCAACACCCCCAACCGCAGCCGCCGCCAGCUCCCUCAGACGCCCCUCACCCCGCGCCCGGCGGUCGCCUACAAGACGGCCCACUCGUCUCCCGUCACCAUGCCGUCGUCCUCCUCCGGCUCCCGGCCCGUCGCCGGGCCCAGCUCCGUCUCCGGCUCGACCCGUCUGACCCGCGGCCUCUCGGAGCACAACUCGCUGCUGGCCGACAGCGCCAGCCCGUCCCCAGUGCCUGUCACCCGCAUCGGCUCCGUGCCCAGCCUGGCGGCCGAGCCGCGCCACCCUCCUCCUCCUCCGCACGCCGAGGAGAUGGACGACUUCCAGGACGCCCUGAGCACCUACCACGGCGGCGUGGGCCGCUCCACGCGGACACUGCCCAGUGCCGCUCACGCCGGGGCCGGCGCCGGAUUGGGCUCCUCGGCCCUGGCCCAGUCGGGCCGCAGCGGGGUGCCCAACGGGUACCACUUCACCCUGGGCAUGAGCUCGGCGGCCGGCUCUGGUGCCAGGGGCGCGGGCGGGUAUCAGGAGACUGAGAAAGAGGACUGGUGCUAGCUAGCGGCAGCUAGGAGGUCAGGACAAGUCACGAAUGAGACGGAGACUAAAUGAGGGUAUCUCUUUUGAAAGGGCCACAAUGAGCACACUGCACAUCUGCAGAGUGUAUGUGUGCGCAUGCAUGUGUGUGGGUGAACGGAUGUCUGGAAGUUCUACUGUACAUGUUGUGAAUGUACAUCAGUCUUUGUCCUCUCAUACUGAAGAACUGAAGGAAUAGUGUAAGAUAUUUGAGCCUGAAAACAAAGAGAAGAGGAAAGAAAGAAAGAAAGAAAUCUCUUCACAACUCACAGUUUUCUUUAUACUUUAUAGUUCAAGGAAUAAGAGAACUUGCUCAUGCAUAGCAAAUCUGCAGUGUGCAUUCCCUCUUAGCAAAGAUAUGGACCAGCCUGACGAGAGAGAGCCUGAUAUGACAGUGUAGCGAUGGUGAGUUCCCAAAUCGCCACCCCUGCGCCUCUCUCUCUCUCUCUCUCUCUCUCUCUCUCCCUCUCUCUCUCUCUUUCAAAGUUUACUCUAUAGGGCUACUAUUGGAUGGACGCAAGGUGAUGGAGCAACUCCCUGAGGCCGAGCUGACUCCGGGGGGGGGAGAUGGGAGUACGGGGCUCUGUGUUAGGGAGGUAAUGCUGGGCAGCAUCGGAGCCAUGACACCCAAGCGAUGAGGACGAUGAUAUUGACAAAUGCACUACUAAAGCGCCACUGGGACCUGAACCCAUCAGUCAGAGUCUCAGUCCCAUGUUGUUUUUUUUCUGUGACAGAGGAUGUGAAGGCAAAGUGAUAUUUUUUACUUUGAAGAUUUGCUGCUCUUUUCUUUUUGUCCUGUGACUUCGGCAAAGGAGUGACAAACUGAAACAUGUACGCAGACACACACUAAGAUGGGGAUAAGUAAAAAAAAAAAAAGAUGGAAGAUUGAGGCCAAAAUUGUCAUUUGUUUUGUAUCAAGCUAUAGUACAUUGAAUAACAGUAUUCCUCCUUUUGUAUCAUUGUACUUUCAAAGGGUUCGUCAAGGAGUAUAGCUUGGAUAUCACGGAUAAGCUCUACUCUUUUGUUUUCUUUAUUUUCGAAACGCAGUUCUCAAGCCGUCAAAUACUGUACCAAGUGCCUAACUUUAAAUGUGUUACUGUUUGUGGUUAAAAUGCAGAUCUGUAGGCAGGAUAGGAAACGUACAUCAAAGAGAGGAAACUGAGCUGACAUCUUAGACGCAGCCAGUGUCAAUCUACAGUAAAGUGGUCUGGCAUCUCCACAACACCCCAUAUCACAAACAUAGCAACAGAGAUUUAUAUGUUUGCACAAAAAAAUAAUAGAUUUUUAAAUUGACAACUCAACAAGAGUUCACUCAUUGGUGUUUAUAUGAAAUUAUGUAUUAGAGCUGGAGAAAAUGACAUGCAAGAAUUAUAUCGCUAAUAUAGAUUACUAUUAUGACAUUAAUGUGUAUGUAGUUAGUUUGGUGCCAAUUCAGAGUGAACUAUGGUACAGAAGUGGUGGGAGUGCAUGCAAGAAGGUCCCUGUCUGACUUGGUGGUUAAUAUUGUCUUAAAGCUGCUGCCUGUGAUUAAUGCA
Sardina pilchardus (European sardine) is the source of this 9188-nucleotide messenger RNA. RefSeq names its product calcium channel, voltage-dependent, N type, alpha 1B subunit, b (gene cacna1bb). The record is from RefSeq and is a predicted model, not a curated record. NCBI's taxonomy places the organism in Eukaryota, Metazoa, Chordata, Actinopteri, Clupeiformes, Clupeidae. Gene Ontology annotation, cellular component: voltage-gated calcium channel complex; neuronal cell body; membrane. The coding region runs from base 67 to 7635 and encodes 2522 amino acids. Gene Ontology annotation, biological process: calcium ion import across plasma membrane; chemical synaptic transmission. Gene Ontology annotation, molecular function: high voltage-gated calcium channel activity. The transcript is spliced from 52 exons.